AGCAAGGAUCCCGAGAGAGCCGGGCACGUGGGUGGGGACUUCGCCCUGCGCUCUCCCCGCCCGCAGCCGCAGCUGUCGGAUGUGAAGCCCGCAUCCGCGCUGCCUGCGCUCGCCUCCUGGCCGCCGGGGCUCGCAGUCCGCCGCUCCUGACCGCGACCACGACCGACCCCGGGACGACGCCUUCCCAGGCUGUGAGCCGCGCGUGUAAGAGUUGGGCUCACGAGGAGGGCUGCCCGCGGGACUGUGGGUGACGGUCAGCGAAGGUCGCCCUCGAGCUCUGCUUUGCCGCGCGCCCGCUGAGUCUUAAGUGGGUGGUUAAGCACCCAGUCCUUUGAGCCCAGGAGGGGAGAAGGAGUCCGGGUCGGUCCAACAGAGAUUGGGGAGACACAGGAAGGAACCGGGAAGAUUUUGGAAAAGCUGCACGAUUUAGAAAGCACAGUCAGAUGCUUGAUGUCAUUGUCAAGUAGGAGCUGCUUAGGGAACGUUCGGAAGGUCUGGAGGACUCAUCUCAGCGUUUAUAUAAAUGAUUAUUAGUGCUCUGCCUCUCAGCGCACGGACCCUGAGAUCAGCCCUUGGAUUGCCAAAAACGCGGAAACUCUCCAGAUGUCUUCCAGUAAUGACCAAGUUUUUAUCCCAGUGUCACAAAGAAACACCAAUGGCCUCACCGGGAUGCCGUCCAAUGACCCGAAGUCAUUUACUAAAGGAGCUGUGUUAAGUUUUCAUAACAUCUACUAUAAAGUAAAAGUGAAGAGUGGCUUUCUACUUGGUCGAAAAAUACUUGAGAAAGAAAUACUAACGAAUAUCAAUGGGAUCAUGAGACCUGGCCUCAACGCCAUUCUGGGACCCACAGGUGGAGGCAAAUCUUCGCUGUUAGAUGUCUUAGCUGCAAGGAAAGAUCCACAGGGAUUAUCUGGAGACGUUUUGAUAAAUGGAGCACCUCGACCUGCUAAUUUCAAAUGUACCUCAGGUUAUGUGGUACAAGAUGAUGUUGUGAUGGGAACUCUGACAGUGAGAGAAAAUUUGCAGUUCUCAGCAGCUCUUCGGCUCCCAACAACUAUGACAAAUCAUGAAAAGAAUGAACGGAUAAACAAGGUCAUUCAAGAGUUAGGUCUGGCUAAAGUGGCAGAUUCCAAGGUUGGAACUCAAUUUACCCGUGGGGUAUCUGGGGGAGAAAGAAAAAGGACUAGUAUUGGAAUGGAGCUUAUUACAGAUCCAUCCAUCUUGUUCCUGGAUGAACCCACAACUGGCUUAGACUCAAGCUCAGCAAAUGCUGUCCUUUUGCUCCUGAAGAGGAUGUCUAAACAGGGAAGAACCAUCAUCUUCUCCAUUCAUCAGCCUCGUUAUUCCAUCUUCAAGCUGUUUGAUAGCCUCACCUUGUUGGCCUCAGGAAGAGUAAUGUUCCACGGGCCUGCUCAGGAGGCCCUGGCGUACUUUGCAUCAGCUGGUCACCACUGUGAGCCCUAUAAUAACCCUGCAGACUUCUUCCUGGAUGUCAUUAAUGGAGACUCCUCUGCUGUGAUAUCAAACAGAGAGGAUGAAGAUGGUGAAGCCAAGGAGACUGAAGAGUCGUCCAAGAGAGAGAAGCCACUCAUAGAAAAAGUAGCUGAGUUUUAUGUCAACUCCACCUUCUUCAGAGAAACAAAAGCAGAAUUAGAUCAACUUUCAGGGGUUCAGAAAAAGAAGAAGAGUGUAGUCUUCAAGGAGCUCACCUAUGCCACCUCCUUUUUUCAUCAACUCAAAUGGAUUGCCAAGCGUUCGUUCAAAAACUUACUGGGUAAUCCCCAGGCUUCUAUAGCUGAGAUAAUUGUAACAAUCUUCCUGGGACUGAUUAUAGGUGCCAUUUUCUAUGAUCUUAAAAAUGACUCUAUGGGAAUCCAGAAUAGAGCUGGGGUGCUCUUCUUUCUGCUAGAUAACCAGUGUUUCAGCAGUGUUUCAGCUGUGGAGCUCUUUGUGGUCGAGAAGAAGCUCUUUAUACAUGAAUAUAUCAGUGGUUACUACAGAGUGUCAUCUUAUUUCUUUGGAAAACUGUUAUCUGAUUUACUGCCCAUGAGGAUGUUAACAACUAUUAUAUUUACGUGUAUAACAUACUUCUUCUUAGGAUUGAAGCUAGUCGUGGACUCUUUCUUCAUCACGAUGUUUACUCUCUUGAUGGUGGCUUAUGCGGCCAGUUCUAUGUCACUGGCCAUAGCAGCAGGUCAGAGUGUGGUAUCCCUAGCAACAUUUCUCAUGAACAUCACGUUUGUGUUUAUGAUGAUCUUUUCCGGGCUGUUGGUCAAUCUCACAACCAUAGUGCCUUGGCUGUCAUGGCUUCAGUACUUCAGCAUUCCUCGAUACGGCUAUACGGCUUUGCGGCAUAAUGAAUUUUUGGGACAGAACUUCUGCCCGGGACUCAAUGUAACAGCAAACAAUACCUGUAGCUUUGCCAUCUGUACCGGCGAAGAAUACUUGAUAAUCCAGGGCAUCGACCUCUCACCUUGGGGCCUGUGGAAGAAUCACGUGGCCUUGGCGUGCAUGAUUGUAAUCUUCCUUACAAUUGCCUACCUAAAGUUGUUAUUUCUUAAAAAAUUUUCUUAAAUUCUGUCUAAUUUACAUAACUUAUCUACAUAUUAAAAUGGAGCACCUUGAUUUAAG
Messenger RNA from Rhinolophus ferrumequinum (greater horseshoe bat), 2631 nucleotides. It is a transcript of the gene ABCG2, whose product is annotated as ATP binding cassette subfamily G member 2 (Junior blood group). NCBI's taxonomy places the organism in Eukaryota, Metazoa, Chordata, Mammalia, Chiroptera, Rhinolophidae. Bases 604 to 2574 code for a protein of 656 amino acids. The transcript has 16 exons. The record is from RefSeq and is a predicted model, not a curated record. Gene Ontology annotation, molecular function: ABC-type transporter activity; ATP hydrolysis activity; ATP binding. Gene Ontology annotation, cellular component: plasma membrane.